This is a messenger RNA of Hevea brasiliensis (rubber tree), 2048 nucleotides long. Its product is annotated as CBL-interacting protein kinase 18-like. Gene Ontology annotation, biological process: protein phosphorylation; signal transduction. The transcript has 2 exons. Lineage: Eukaryota; Viridiplantae; Streptophyta; Magnoliopsida; Malpighiales; Euphorbiaceae. Gene Ontology annotation, molecular function: ATP binding; protein kinase activity. The record is from RefSeq and is a predicted model, not a curated record. The coding region runs from base 509 to 1870 and encodes 453 amino acids.
GUCUAUCUCCUAUAUAUACACAUCCUUAGAAUAGUCCAAAAAACCAGUUUUUUAAUAUACAUAGCUUGACAGGCACAUCUGAUUUGGCUCUCCUUUCAUUGCAUCUCUCCCUUGAAGGGGCCCUUACUUCCCCCCAAAGGUUCAUAUCUGGUAUUUGCUUGGCUGCUUGGUGUUUCAUCUUCCAUUGGAAGAAAAACACUAGGGAAUGCUGAAAAAUGCGCUUGAACUCUGGUAGUUCUUUCUACGGAGUCGGUGAUAUUCAAUCCCAAUUUCACCUACCAAUAUCCAACCUCUAUGGGGUAGGAUUUUCAGUAUAUGAUGGACUUGUACUUGAGGUACAAUUUGAUAAGGGAGUCACAAAUAGAAUUCCUACAGUUGUAAAGCACAAUCUUGGCAAAGACGGCUAAGUUGUUGAGUUCUGAAGACUUCUUCCCUGUAAAUUAUAUAUACUAUUUCUAGGGUUUUAGUUGGAGGAUACAUUUUACUUCUAUUAGGAUUUGAUAUUUAAAUGGAGCACAAAGGGAAUGUAUUGAUGCAUAGGUAUGACUUUGGGCGAUUGUUAGGCCAGGGGAACUUUGCUAAGGUUUACCAUGCAAGGAGCCUUAAAACUGGCCAGAGUGUGGCUAUUAAGGUUAUUGACAAGGAGAAGAUUAUGAAAGUGGGGCUAAUUAAUCAGAUCAAGAGAGAGAUAUCUAUUAUGAAACUGGUUAAACAUCCAAAUGUCUUGCAACUUGAUGAGGUCAUGGCCUCUAAAAGCAAGAUUUACUUUGUCAUAGAAUAUGCUAAAGGUGGUGAGCUUUUUAAGAAGGUAACGAAAGGAAGGUUCAAGGAAGAUGUUGCAAGGAACUAUUUUCAACAAUUAAUCAGUGCAGUUGAUUUUUGUCACAGCAGAGGUGUCUAUCACAGGGAUUUGAAACCAGAAAACUUACUACUGGAUGAGAAUGGAGUUCUAAAAGUAUCAGAUUUUGGAUUGAGUGCACUUGUUGAGUCCGAAAGUCAAGAUGGUUUGCUCCACACAACUUGUGGAACUCCUGCAUAUGUUGCUCCUGAAGUUAUCAGUAGAAAAGGCUAUGAUGGGGCAAAAGCUGACAUUUGGUCUUGCGGCGUAAUCUUAUAUGUUUUGCUGGCCGGUUAUCUUCCAUUCCAUGAUGCAAAUUUGAUUUCGUUGUAUAGGAAAAUAAGCAAGGCAGAAUAUAAAUUUCCUAACUGGUUUUCGUCCGAAGUACGCAAGCUGGUAUCGAAAAUGCUCGACCCUAAUCCAAGUAAUAGAAUUUGCAUUGCCAAAAUAAUGGAAACUCCCUGGUUUAGAAAAGGAUUCAAUUCAAAAGCCGCUAAAACUAAAGCUGAUGCCAAGAAACCGGAACCUGUGGUGGCCGAUUCAACUUUGGUUCCUUAUGAGGAUACUCUCACUUUUUCUGAAGAUAAGAAAGAGUUGGGCAAACCUACUAGUUUGAAUGCUUUUGAUAUCAUCUCUCUUUCAAACGGGUUAGACUUUUCUGGUUUUUUUGACAAAACUCACCAGGAGAAAGAAACAAAAUUCACUUCAAUGCACUCUGCCUCAACUAUCAUAACUAAACUAGAGGACACUGCUAAGAAUCUGCAGUUGGAAGUAAAGAAAAAGGAUGGAGGGUUGUUGAAAUUGGAGGGAUCUGAGAAAGGUAGAAAAGGUGCAUUGUCCAUUGAUGCAGAAGUAUUUGAGUUUACUCCAUCUUUUCAUUUGGUAGAGGUGAAAAAAUCAUCUGGUGAUACACUGGAGUACACACAGGUACUAGAACAAGGUUUAAGGCCAGCUCUCAAGGACAUUGUCUGGGCAUGGCAAGGUGAGAAGCAUGAACAACAGGAAGAGCAACAAAAUGCGCAUUCUUCCUAGUCGGUUUUUGCAUCGUAAGCAGUUUUAUUGUUCUCUUUGAAAUAUGAGAAUUCAUUUCAUUACAUGCUCAUCUUUGUAAGAGACUUCUGAUUGUGUGUUUGAUUCUUGUUAUCCAAUUAGUAGAUUAUAUAGUGUAUGAUCAUAGUUUUGGCAUGUGUGAAUGAGAUUCAACAUGGCA